UUAACGGGGUGCGCUCGGGCACCCGUUUCCUUUGAACGGUUUUUUUCUGAAUGGUGUCUUUUGUCCGCGGUUACACAAAAGAGAGAAAAACGGUGAUGUGAGGUCCUUGGGCUGAAAGAAAAAAAGAAAAAACAGAUUUCAAGUCCUCGUGUCGCGUACCUGGGGCGUUAAACCAAGCUGUCAUCCUCCCUUCCUUAACCCUGGUUUAAAAGAUAAUAGCCCUUCGCCACGCACCGUUUUCCCCCGUACAGUUAGGGAGAGAUCCCACCCAACCUGAGUUUUCAAAAUGCUCGUUUUGUGCAAACGCUCGUUUUAAACGAGAGCGGCGAUAGUAUAAAGGAUCGCUUGCUGCAAGGCGACCACAGGGGGGGGCCUGGCGUGUCGUCACCGCAUCACGGUGCCCGCCAGCCCAGCUGGGUGGCGUUCCAGCUCGGAGACGGGCGAGGAGCAGCAGGCGAGCAGGCAGGCAGCGAUGUCGCUCUCUAACCAGUCCCCUGCGCCCCUUGCCGAAUACAGCCAGCUGUGCAAAACCCCCAACACCGACGGCUUUUCAGACGCAUUCGCCUGCAUGGGCACACCGAAGGAAUUCGGCGCCGCUGCGUUUGAGUGGCAGCGGACGGAAGGUAAGCUGAGCGAGAUCGGGCUUCACGUCCACCCGGCGGAGCCCCGUCAGGACGGCCUGGGGAAAAGCGCAGGCUUCACCGAUGAGGACAAGCUGUGUUUUUUCGAAGGGAAGCUGGAGAAGGACCUCAAAACCAUCUCGCAGGACAAAAGGGAAACCGAGGCACCGAGUAAGCCAUGCCAGCCAGCCUCAGGUCACCUUGAGAAGUGGAUGCCGGGGUCCGAGAAGAGCCAUUCCGGAGAGAGUCUGGGCAUCCUCAGUUUAGCCGGCUUGCAGACCGAGCCGGCUGGAUGCCUGAGGGAGUCUUCAAUCCUGGAACCUAAUAGAGGUAUCACCGAUCAGGAGAAGGCAGCUGGGUCAAAGUCGGGAGAGGUUGACGUCAAAGGCCGUCCGGAGACACCGAAAGACCUUCCGAGUCGCCCGAUGGAACCAGAGAUUCGGGCGUGGGCCCCCACUUUCAACCCGGUCUUGUCUGAAGCCACCGGGCCGAAGAAUGGAGCCCUUGCCCACAGCCCAGUGGAUCUCCUCAAGGACGGUUCGCUCCUAAGUGGUUUCGGCUCUGCGCCGAAGCUGGGGCCGCCAACGACCACGGUCGAGCUGGCUCAGGAUGAUGGGAAGGGCAGCAGCUUGGUCGGCACUCUCCCUGAGACAGAAGACGAGAGGUUUCUGGCUGAGCUGGAAGAGAAGCUGGACUCGGCCCCUGACAGCGGCUUUCUCAAUCGGGGGGGGCACCCAGCGGAAGGCGAUGCGUCGCGCCAUGUCGGAGUGCUCCCACUUGUCUGUCCCCCCCGCCCUCAACCUUGUGGACAAAUACCCCGAGCCGGUCACUGUUCCCGACCGGGAGUCCCCACCAAGCAUCUUUUCUCAGUGCGUCGCGCCUCGCAAACUAAGCGCACCAAUGAAAAGAUCGGCCACCGUCUCCGAAGAGCAGACCUCUGCCCACCAUCCCAGUCAGGUCAAUGCUGCCCCCCUCUGCCCCAUUUUGAAGGAGCCUCUUCUCCCCACGGAGGAGGAGAAGAAGAGGGACCAGCAGAACGGCGGUGCUGGUGGUGAUACAGUCAAGAGAGAACUGAGCAGCCCGGGCUCAUUCCAUCCUAAACUGGCGCUGAUUCCCGAGACGAGCGAUCAGAAAAAAGGAGAACAAGAAGUGGCAGCCGCCAAAGAAAGCCAUGCCCAACUUAGCGGGACCAUCCCUGCUGU
Pantherophis guttatus is the source of this 1822-nucleotide messenger RNA. The record is from RefSeq and is a predicted model, not a curated record. Lineage: Eukaryota; Metazoa; Chordata; Lepidosauria; Squamata; Colubridae.